Messenger RNA from Dendrobium catenatum, 661 nucleotides. RefSeq names its product probable small nuclear ribonucleoprotein G. Gene Ontology annotation, biological process: spliceosomal snRNP assembly; mRNA splicing, via spliceosome. Lineage: Eukaryota; Viridiplantae; Streptophyta; Magnoliopsida; Asparagales; Orchidaceae. Bases 116 to 358 code for a protein of 80 amino acids. Gene Ontology annotation, molecular function: RNA binding. Gene Ontology annotation, cellular component: U5 snRNP; U12-type spliceosomal complex; P granule. The record is from RefSeq and is a predicted model, not a curated record. The transcript has 4 exons.
AAAAAUAGGAUAAUAGAAAAAGAACGGGAAAUUGCAUCGAUUUCUCUUUGGAGCUUAGGGUUUUGGCGGAGCAGGGAAAUCACUUCGACCGCCCAACCUCUUCGUCGUAGCAACCAUGAGCAGGUCUGGCCAGCCUCCGGAUCUCAAAAAGUACAUGGACAAGAAGCUCCAAAUCAAGUUGAAUGCUAAUCGCACCGUCAUCGGCACCUUGCGUGGAUUUGACCAAUUCAUGAACCUUGUGAUUGACAACACUGUCGAUGUGAGUGGCAACGAGAAGAAUGAUAUUGGAAUGGUGGUUAUCAGGGGUAACAGUGUGGUCAUGAUCGAAGCACUCGAACCAGUAAGCAGAUCACAGUAGCCCUUCUGAUCCUUGGAGCUAUUUAUACUGGCUGGGACUAUAUGAUGUACUUCUAACUAGAUUUUUAGAAUGUUUGUGACUGUCUGGCGUCUAUGAACGCUUUUUUCUUCUUGCUGCUGCUCGGUGGGUUUGUCUUUCAUGGAAUUAUCAUCAAAUCUCUUAAAAUGCCCAAAUUUGUAACCUGCUGGAUGGUGAUUAAGGGCCGUUUGAGAUUUCUGUAGUCUUUUUUUUUUUUUUUUUGUAUAAUUAGUUGAAUUGUUAUGAAACAAAAUAAAUGUGUGCUAGGUAGCUUAUCACAGCUUA